Messenger RNA from Gavia stellata (red-throated loon), 1428 nucleotides. RefSeq names its product transmembrane serine protease 13 (gene TMPRSS13). The coding region runs from base 1 to 1428 and encodes 475 amino acids. The transcript is spliced from 13 exons. The record is from RefSeq and is a predicted model, not a curated record. NCBI's taxonomy places the organism in Eukaryota, Metazoa, Chordata, Aves, Gaviiformes, Gaviidae. Gene Ontology annotation, molecular function: protein binding; serine-type endopeptidase activity. Gene Ontology annotation, cellular component: membrane. Gene Ontology annotation, biological process: proteolysis.
AUGGACGGGAAAACCUCUCCGAGCACGGCAUCGCCCAGCAGUGUCCCUCCCAGCCUCCAUGCCUCUGCAGUCAGCAGCAUCUUUGGUGCCCGACCUCCGCAGCCUCGAGAAAGUGUCCUCGGCAUUAGCUUCAAGCCCUACAGCCCGGAGCCCAGCCCAGCCCCGGCCCCCUGCACGACCUGUGAGAGCACACGAUCCUCCAUGUUCAGAGCUCCCUGCAUGAGCCAGCGGCGGCUUGCGCUCAUCUUCUGCACCUCCGUCCUCAUCGUGCUGCUCAUCGCCCUCAUCCUGCUGUUUAUGUUCUGGCGGUCGCAGACUGGCAUCGUGUACAAGGAGCCUGCCGAGAGCUGCAAGGACAGCCCCGUGCGCUGCGACGGCAUCGUCGACUGCUCCCAGAGGAGCGACGAGCUGGGCUGCGUGCGCUUUGUGUCCGACGAGUCCUUGCUCCACGUCUACUCCAGCACUGAGAGCCAGUGGCUGCCGGUGUGCAGCAGCGCCUGGAACGACUCCUUCUCCAGAAAGACCUGCCGGCAGCUGGGAUUUCAGAAUGCGUCGCAAACCGAAUACAUUCCCCUGCACAUCUCCGGCAAGAGCCUCACCGUGACCGACGAGCGAGAGACCAUCCAGCAGAGCCUCAACAGCUCCCAGUGUCUCACGGGAAAGUACGUCUCCCUGCGAUGCACAACCUGUGGGCAGAGGAUUUCUGGCCGGAUCAUCGGAGGAAAGGAAACCUCCGUGAGCAAAUGGCCCUGGCAAGUCAGCGUGCAGUACGGGCCCAUCCACAUCUGCGGCGGCACCAUCAUCGACGCGCAGUGGGUCCUCACCGCAGCCCACUGCUUCUUCAUGAACAGCAUGAAGAUCCUCGACGACUGGAAGGUGUACGGCGGGGUCUCGGACCUGAAGCAGCGCGCGGAGGGCAUCCCUGUCUCCCAGGUCAUCAUCAACUCCAACUACAGCGAUGAUCACGAUGACUACGACAUCGCUCUCAUGAAGCUCUCCAGGCCGCUGACGCUCUCAGCUCAGGUUCGCCCAGCCUGCCUCCCCAUGUACGGCCAGCGAUUCCAGACGGGCAGGUCCUGCUUCAUCACCGGCUUUGGGAAGACCAGGGAGAACGAAGAUAACACGUCUCCGAAGCUGCGGGAGGCCGAGGUGAAGCUGAUUGACUACAAGAUCUGCAACAGCGACAAGGUGUACGAGGGCUACCUGACCCCACGGAUGAUGUGCGCCGGGUACCUGCAGGGAGGGAAAGAUGCGUGCCAGGGUGACAGCGGUGGGCCCCUGGUCUGCGAGGACCACGGCCGCUGGUAUGUGGCCGGGGUGACAAGCUGGGGGACAGGAUGUGGCCAGAAGAACAAGCCCGGUGUUUACACACGCGUGACAAAGCUCCUCAGCUGGAUAUACAGCAAAAUGGAGAGCGAGAACGACUAA